Cheilinus undulatus (humphead wrasse) is the source of this 740-nucleotide messenger RNA. RefSeq names its product E3 ubiquitin-protein ligase TRIM17-like. The coding region runs from base 57 to 740 and encodes 227 amino acids. The record is from RefSeq and is a predicted model, not a curated record. NCBI's taxonomy places the organism in Eukaryota, Metazoa, Chordata, Actinopteri, Labriformes, Labridae. The transcript has 2 exons. Gene Ontology annotation, molecular function: zinc ion binding.
CACAGACUGUAGAAAGAGGAGACAACACUUGAGCAGAUGCCUCACUCUCAGACUCAAUGGCUUCCAGAUCAGAGGAGGAUCUCUGCUGUCCGGUCUGUAAAGACAUCUUCAGGCAUCCUGUGGUUCUGGCCUGUAGCCACAGCUUCUGUAAAGUCUGUCUGCAGAGCUGGUGGAGAGAGAAACCAACACGGGAGUGUCCGGUUUGUAAGACCAUCUCCACAGACAGAAACCCUCCGAUGAGCCUGGUGUUAAAGAACCUGUGUGAGGCCUUCUUACUGGAGAGAGAACAGAGAGAUGCAGAGGAUCUCUGCCAUCUGCACGCUGAGAAACUCAAACUCUUCUGCCUGGACCAUCAGGAGCUGGUGUGUGUCGUCUGCAGAGAUUCAGAAAAGCACACCAACCACAGAUUUAAACCCACCGAUGAAGCUGUGCAUGCAUCAAGGAAGACGCUUCAGGAGGCUCUGCAGCCCUUAAAGGAGAAGGUGAAGAGUCUGAAGAAAGUUAAAGAAAUGUUUGAAUGGUUUGAAAAUCGUGUCAAGUCUCAGGCCCAACGCACAGAGGCACAGAUUAAGCAUCAGUUUAGGAAGCUUCAUGAGUUUCUAGCAGAGGAAGAGGAGGCCAGACUGUGUGUAUUGAGGGAGGAAGAGGAGCAGAAGAGUCGGAGGCUAAAGGAGCAGGUGGAGGCUCUGAGGGCACAGAUAGCUGAUCUUUCACAGUCAGAGCCGCGGAGGAUGAGCUGA